This is a messenger RNA of Tribolium madens (black flour beetle), 5148 nucleotides long. RefSeq names its product ankyrin repeat and fibronectin type-III domain-containing protein 1. The coding region runs from base 157 to 4467 and encodes 1436 amino acids. The transcript is spliced from 12 exons. Lineage: Eukaryota; Metazoa; Arthropoda; Insecta; Coleoptera; Tenebrionidae. The record is from RefSeq and is a predicted model, not a curated record. Gene Ontology annotation, molecular function: protein binding. Gene Ontology annotation, cellular component: spindle. Gene Ontology annotation, biological process: establishment of mitotic spindle orientation; signal transduction; regulation of establishment of bipolar cell polarity.
GACGCUUUCUAGCUGUUCGUGGUGUCUGUUUCCUGCAAAUGUGCGCGUUCACGCGAGUGGAAUUUUCUCAAAACUUAGAAAUCUAACACAACUAUGAUGAAUAUUAAUCGGAUUACGGUGCAAAUCCAUUUAAAACUGUGAAGUUAUCCAAUCAGGAUGGAGGAAAAGAAGCAAUAUUCAGCGUUGACGAUCGACCGAGCCGCUUUUCUCUUGCUGCGUGUCAAAAAGGCGUUUAAGAAGAAGAAAUUGCAGAAAAAGGAACGCGAGAGGAGUGCCCAACUUGCAGCAAGCCGAAUCGACCAAAGAGCAUCAUGUGCCGGCUUAGAAGGAGCCACUCGGACCGGAAGAAAACCCCCGCCAUUGCUCCGGUCGCGUACUUUACCCGCCAUUGUGGUUCCCGGAGUGAGCAUCCUUCAAGCCCAACUCGGCAACUGUUCUCCAGAUGUGACUGGUCCCAGCCGACCUACUGGACUCUCCUCGCGCUUCCUCUCCGCGAGAGUCUCCUUCAGCCGAGACGACAGCGUCGCCUUGGAUAUGCGGCGAAAAUCGGCCGUGAGUCGACUCUGCAGCACGGGAAAUUACGGCCCUGAAAGGGGAGCUGACGGAACGUUGCUACUCAGAGUGCCUGCACCUCACGUGGUCGCUGCUCGAGCCUAUAGAAUUUCGAGUCCGAGUAGUAGCAGUACGGCUCUGUAUCGUUUAGGAAAGUUAUUGAAUCAGGGAGGGUCGAAAAAUCAAAUUGUGGCCGAUGAUUCGAAUGUGACGAGGAGGUUGAGUUGGGAGAGACGGGGCACCUUCCACUCCCGACUGCCCCGUUCCUCCAGCAUCGACUCGAUGGUGGAGGCGGUGUGGGCCGAAAAUGUGGAGGUGGCCGCAGAGCCCGUCGUCACGCCGGAGAAGAGGCCCUCGCUGAGGGCGGACCGGCCCUUGGCGAUCGUGUCGCCGUCUGUAGGACGACGGAUGAAAGGCCAACGGGGGAUUAACGAGCUCCCCCCGGUGCCUAGCGACUCUGAAAUGGAGGUGGCUAGCCUGCCCACAAACACAAAUUUACCCCCGGUAGGCCACAAACCCAGUAAAAAAGAAGCGAAAUUGAUGCAACAACGUCUCGAACGUUUAGCAAAGGUCAACAUACAUUUACACGCCCUAUUUGCUGCAGUGGAACACGGACAUUUGGAAAAAGCACGCACUAUUCUCGAAUCCACCGACGUUGAUGUGAACAGUUUAAAUAAUGACGGCCUGUCCCCCCUCGACGUCGCCGUUUUAAGUAAUAACAGACCUUUGGUGAAAAUGCUUGUCGGUUUCGGUGCCAAAGAGGGUCACAGAUUUUCAAACCCCGACAAAUUGGGAUCUCAUCUCAAACAACUACUCGGGGAGGCUGAAAUGAGGCUACAGGAACUCGGAGGGUUGCUAGAAGAACCUUGUGGGGCUCCACUCAACACCCGAGCUUCGUUCUCCAGUAUUAUAGGCAAUGCGUACCCCACAUCGGCGAUGACAGGGUGUGCAGGAGGCGAUAAUGAUAAACAAGCUAUAGCGUGGAGUCGGAGGGCUAAAACUCUCAAAAGACUUGUCCUAGGUUUCGCCCAAGCUAGGCCCCCCGACCCUCCUUCGUUAGUAGCCCUUGAUAUUACCUCCCUGUCUUCGGUUUCAAUGCGACUCCAGGAACCAACAACGAACGAUUCGCCCAUCACAACCAAAUUUAAAGUUCAAUGGUCGACUCGGCCCGAUUUUAGCCUAAUUUCCGGCGAAAAAGAGAUUCUGGACAUGUCCAAGACCAGUUGUAGUAUAGAAUUGACUCAGGGUAGGAGGUACUAUUUUCGGGCGGCUUGUGGCAACUUGAAGGGCUAUGGGACGUUUCUAACUUCAACACCGUCAUCGGUAGUACCAUCAACGUGGCGAGAAGUUGAUAAUAAAAAGUCAAGGUUUGAUCGAUGUACGAUUUUUGGUUUGGCUUUUAAAACUCUUGGAUAUUGUAGGUUUGAUGGGAGGUUGCGCCAGUUGGAGCACCUCAUGGAGGAGGUGAAGCAGGUGAGGCCCGGGAGCGAGAUUCUUGAGACUCCUGGCCCCCAGAGGCGUACCCAACGCAAAAAAACCACAAUUAAACAACUCUUCACCGCUGCUAGCAAGUUCCAGAAGAACCUCCGACGUGGUAUUUACCUCGCGUGUAUUCUCUACCACGAGGAUAAGGUCCUAGUGACCAACGAGGAUUUUUUGCCUGUGAUAGAAAUCGACGAGACUUUUCCCAGUUGCAUUCACACGGAUCUUCACUGGUUGAUGAAGGUUUCGUGUAGUUGGGAUGACACCAAGUCGUUGCGGAGCGAUAUGGAGAAGAACGCCUCUUCGGCGAUACAUUUCCGGACCAAACUCCUAUCGGCAGUACUCCAAAUGCAAUCUUCAUUGUGUUUGCAAGAUUUAGGCCAGUUGUACUACCGGCCGUUGCGGGAUUCGCAAGGAACGGUCGUGUUAAGUACCGUUAAUUAUGUGAAAACGCCCAAAAGUGUGUCGGUUUUGAACUCGAGGUGGUUACCGAUGAAUAAAGUCUUCAAGAAAAUGGUACUAGGGGAUGACCAUAGCAUUUCGGAGAUUCUAAUGGCGUCGAUCCAGGAACAGAUCAAUUAUCACCAAGUGUCGAGUUUGAAACUGAGCAAGGGCUUGUAUUUGGCGUACUUGAAGAUGCAGAGCUCGGUGGACUUGAUCCAAGUGGUGGUGUCGGCAAAGUCGCCUAAUAUGUUGCCCCAUUGCAAGAUUAGAGACAAUCCGCACGUUUCUGCGGAGGAAUGGGAGUACUUGAAGCAACAACACUUGCCAGACUUGACCGACAACGCCACCGAGCAACAACGAACCUUCCUCGAGCUGGUGACAAGUGCCGCCAAACGCCUUUUCAACUACAUGGAUAUCAGUAGUGAGGACGCGAGCAGUCACCGUUUGUACGACACCGAAGUCAUUGACUUGACCGACGAAGUCAGCUUUAUCGUGGUGUGUCCCUCGGCGGAGUUCUCCUGUUCCGUUCCCGGCCAGAGGGAGAUUCUCCUCCAAAGAGGCGAUUUACUCAGUCUCCCGAUCCAAGUCUUCGAAAUGAUUCACCUCAACACGUACCAAAACAGCAUCAUCAAGAAGUACUCGAAAUUGAGCUGUCUCCUUGAACUCGACGCUGCUACAGCCAAUCACCUCCACCGUGAAGCCUUCUCCAACAGUGAGGUCGCCAUAGCUAAAGAGAGAUUGACCAGAUUGCAAGACCUCCAAUCCAAAUUGAACCAGAUUUGGAAGACUGUACGCUGGUUAAUGGAUGUGAUUACGUUUGCUCGUGAUAGAAUCACGUGUGGGAUUUCCAUGAGGUACAUUUUAGACAAGGAAAUCGGGUGUACUAGUCCCAAGAGGAGUCUCCUUCAAAUUCCUCCACGAGAAAGCAAGGUUGUUAAAAGCACCCCUGGGCGUGGUUCCUGGCCAGGCCCCGGCUGUAGCAACAAUAUAAACCCUCCAAACUCCCUAAUGAACGAGUUUAGUAAAAGUGAGCAACACUUGAGUACCAAUGAAGCAUCAUCUCAGUACUUGAGUGCUUGUAGUGACACCGAAUCGCGCAAAAACAGUGACAGUUAUAAUAGUGAUUUUUUCACCGAAAGGUUACCACCGUCACGUAGUGAAGACAUGUUAUUUGCAAUACCAACAACAUCAAAUCACCGGUGCCGUGCAAGUACUGUUUCAAGUGUCUCCGCGUCGACUAGUCCCCUACUAAGUGUGCGACCUCUCUAUGGCGGUAGCCUAGUCAGUGUAAACACCAUAAACACAACAAAUACUUCAGAUAGCCUCCAUAGUUUAAGUUCGGACAGUGAGGGGAACCCAAUUACGUCAACUCCUCACAAAAUCAAACAUCGCCCCAAAAUGGUACCCUCACGCAGUAUGACAAACGUCAAACAAAAUAUCCUAGAUGUGAGUACCAAAUCGGAGCGGUACCGCCCCAAACACCUCAACCUGGAACCCAACCUGGAAACCGGUCUGUCCAAAAGUCUGUCAAACCUCAUGAGUACCACUUAUCUCAAACCGCUCGAAAACGUGAAACGCGAACCUGAUACACUCUUCAAGGUACCAUCCGAGGUCCCAACCAGUUCCAAGGAACUCCAAUCGGGGAUUCUCCAAGUCUACGCCGCCUACGAGACAGGUCUCGCGAGUGGUACCUCUCUCAAACUGCAUGUCACGCCACGAACCACCGCUCGAGAGGUCGUCGAUUUAGUGGUGAAACAAUUGAACAUGGCUGUGGUCUUGAAGGGCAAAGACGGGCCGAUUUACCCCGCUGAUAAGUUGAAAAACUUCUGUCUUGUUGCUGUGAUUGGUGCUCGGGAAAGGUGUCUCCGGGACGACUUCAAGCCUCUUCAGUUGCAAAAUCCGUGGAGGAAGGGGCGGCUUUACGUGAGGCAAAAGCACGAUGUCUUGGCGGCGUUGGAACACAGUAGCAAACACAGCGCUAUUAUUUAGGAGAGUUUGACUUUAAUCAAUUUCGUGGUGCUAUUGAGGGUUGCAAACCUAAUUAUGAUUGUUGUUUGGAACCUAAACCUGAUUACGUUGUAUGAUACUGUGAUGAUAAGAUUGAUAUCAAAAUUUUCUAAUUCUCCAUCCAUUUUUGAAGAUAUUUUCGAAAAAUUUUGUGCAAUAGCGUCCUAAGAUUUGAUUUUGACGUCCAACUGUUGCUCACUUCUUGGGUUUCUCGAGGAUUAUGAACACCAAUGACAAGUAUUAGAAAAUGCUAAAUGUUAGUCUAGAGAGUUUUCAAAAUGUAUAAUGCGUGUUAUUUAUUAAACAAUGUGCUAAUAUUCACACUAUAUCAUAGCGUUUAUGUGUUCAUGGAUUUUUUAACGAGUUUUGUUAAGUUCGCGCUGGAACUUUUUAGUACAAAUAUUUUAUUGUGUUACGUAAUUUUAUAAGUGUAAAUAGAUUGAUUGUCUUGUAUAGAGAAAGUUUAUUGAAAUACAGUGCAAUUAAAAAAUAUGCAUGUAAAUAAAUUAUUUUCCGGAUAAUGAAGACUUCCUUCAAUAUGUGGAAAUGCUAGGCUAGGAGAGGUAUUUUUUCAAUGCAUUGUAUGACCGUUGUAAUGCACAAAAUGUCUUGAAAUGUUUUAAAUGAAGUGUAUAGAAAGACUAAAUAAAUAUGUUAACAAAU